Ilyonectria robusta is the source of this 3465-nucleotide messenger RNA. Its product is annotated as SNF2 family N-terminal domain-containing protein. NCBI's taxonomy places the organism in Eukaryota, Fungi, Ascomycota, Sordariomycetes, Hypocreales, Nectriaceae. Gene Ontology annotation, molecular function: zinc ion binding; nucleic acid binding; hydrolase activity, acting on acid anhydrides, in phosphorus-containing anhydrides. The transcript is spliced from 2 exons. Bases 1 to 3465 code for a protein of 1154 amino acids. The record is from RefSeq and is a predicted model, not a curated record.
AUGGACUUUGGAAGCUCACAGGAACCUCCCGCCAAGAAGCGGAGGUUCUUUGCUGACCCGGAUGAAGCUUCCUCGGACCCCGUGUUCCCAAGUCCCCUUGCCGGCUCCCCACUGCCCCAGCGGAAUCGUUUCUUCAAGGAUGAAGACGACAUUAAGCUGGAGGGGCAAGACGAGCGAACCGUCCUCGCCGAGAGAUCCCAGAAUGAAGUACCGGAACCAUCGACCCCGGUACAACCGAAACUGGAGCCGCCGCCCGAAUCGAAUCAUGGCUCGUCGUCCGUGACCUUCGACCAAGAGACCUUUGAGAGCUUCAUUGGCGACAAAGUGAAGCCGGACGUUCUCAGAGCAAUCCGAGACCACUGCGGGGACAAUCUCGAACGAGCGGUCAAUAUGUAUUUCGACGGGACAUACAAGAAGUUCACCAAAAAGACGACACAUGUCACCCCUUCAAGACUGGCUUUCGAAACUCCAAAGCGCCCGACUUCCGACGCCACGGCAGAACGACCAUCCACAACAGCAGCUCAGCGUAGAAUGCCGAAUUCGAGAUACAUAGGGGCCUUUGGUGUUGAAGGAUGGGCUACACGAAGCGGCACCAACCUUUUGAAGCAUGGCGACGUUGUCAAGAUUGAGCGACAGAAGAUCCAGCCGCCUCAACCCCCAAAGAUUAAAGGGAAGUUCGGCGGUUCUGUAACACCCUCCAGACCAAAUAAUGUAGCUUCGAGACGGGUUGACGUCAUUGUGCGCUUCACGAGCCAGAGUGGAAUGGAGAUUGGCAGGCUUUCCAAGGAUACUGCGAGUUGGGUUUCCACGUUGAUGGACGAGAAGAUCUGCAAGUUUGAAGGAACCUGCGUUUAUGCGCCUGACCGACUCAGAACGAACGACACCGUCUUCCUACAACUGACGUGUUCCCUUCUAAAAUCGGCCUUCUUCAGUCGUGGCUUUCAGCUUGCUGAUGACAGAUCCGCCGUUAUUUUCGAGCAGACUGAAACAGCCGACGAGAAGCAACUUCGACUUCGGCAAGUUGCCCUGGUCAAGUUACUCCAGGAAAUCAACCUGCAACCGACCAUGACGAAUGCUGCCGCGAAAGAUGGUCGCAAAGGGUUGUUGGAGGCAGCUGAGCAAGAUGAGCAAAAACAGAAAGACCCGAAGAAGGCUCCCACAAAUGGCAAAGACCCCGGAUCUGACCCGUCCUCGGAUGUCGAGGAGGGAGAAGAGUUGGAACAAGAUCAACUGGAUGCGUUGUACAAGAAAGCACAAUCCUUCGACUUUAGUACCCCCGAAGCAGAGCCCGCAGACACCUUCGCCAUGACACUUCGUACCUAUCAAAAGCAAGCACUGCACUGGAUGAUGGCCAAGGAGAAGGACGAACAGAGCAACAGAGAGCCGUCGAUGCACCCGUUGUGGGAGGAGUACAUGUGGCCGCUCAAGGAUUUUGACGACAAGGACCUCCCGCAGGUCGAAGGACAGCCCAAAUUCUAUGUCAACCCUUACUCCGGUGACCUUUCCCUUGACUUCCCCGCCCAGGAGCAACACUGCCUGGGAGGUAUUCUGGCAGAUGAAAUGGGUCUGGGAAAGACGAUUCAGAUGCUGAGUUUGAUCCACUCCCACCGAUCCGAGAUUGCACUGGAGGCCCGCAGACCGGCAACAGAGCUCACAACCGUGAAUCAGCUCACCAGGUUAGGCAUGAACUCAGAGUCAGUCUUGCACGCGCCAUGUACCACUCUGGUUAUUGCUCCCAUGUCCCUGCUCUCACAGUGGCAGAGUGAGGCCGAGAAGGCGUCCAAGGAGGGCACCAUGAAGAUUGAGCUCUACUACGGAAACGAAAAGUCGGCAAAUCUUCAGGCUCUCUGCUGUGCUUCAAAUGCAGCUAGCGCUCCUGAUGUUGUCAUUACAAGUUACGGUGUGGUGCUCUCUGAGUUCACCAGCAUUGCUGCCAAGAACGGAGACAAGGCAUUCCACAAUGGCAUCUUUUCCCUCAAGUUCUUCAGAGUGAUUCUUGACGAGGCGCACCACAUCAAGAACAGGUCUUCAAAGACGGCGAAAGCUUGCUAUCAGAUCGCGGCCAAUCACAAAUGGGCCCUCACAGGAACGCCCAUUGUGAACAAGCUGGAAGACUUGUUUAGCUUGGUGCGAUUUCUGGGAGUCGAGCCUUGGAACAACUUUUCGUUCUGGAGAACAUUCAUCACGGUACCCUUUGAGUCUGGAGAAUUCGUGCGCGCGUUGGAUGUGGUGCAGACCGUCUUGGAACCUCUUGUGCUUCGACGCACCAAGGACAUGAAGACCCCUGACGGCGAGCCACUUGUACUCCUGCCCCCGAAACAAGUUGACAUUGUCGAAGUCGAGCUAUCACAAACCGAGCGAGAAGUCUAUGAUUACAUCUUCAACAGGGCGAAACGGACCUUCUCUCAAAACGUCGAAGCCGGCACCGUCAUGAAAGCAUACACAACCAUUUUUGCACAGAUUCUUCGGCUCCGCCAGACGUGCUGCCAUCCUAUUCUCGUCCGCAACCGUGACAUUGUGGCGGACGAAGAAGAAGCCGGGGCGGCGGCCGAUGUGGCAGCAGGCCUAGCAGACGAUAUGGAUCUCGAGUCUCUCCUAGCACAAUUUACAGCGGUGACGGAUGAGGCUUCGAAGGAGAAUAACCGGACCUUUGGCGCCCAUGCCUUGGAGCAAAUCCGGGAUGAGGCGGAGAAUGAGUGUCCUUUAUGUUUUGAGGAGCCGAUGAAUGACCAGACUGUCACUGGCUGCUGGCACUCGGCCUGCAAGAAAUGCUUGCUUGACUUUAUGAAGCACGAGACUGAUAGGGCAGUUGUUCCUCGAUGCUUCAACUGUCGCGAGCAUUUGAACCAGCGAGAUCUGUUCGAAGUUGUUCGCCACGAUGACGAGCUUGAUAGUUUCUCCAAGAAGCCGCGAAUCAGCCUACAGCGACUGGGUGUCAAUGCAUCGUCGGCAAAGGUGACGGCAUUGAUUUCUGAACUUCGAAGCCUGCGAAAGGAACAUCCGAAGAUGAAGUCGGUCGUCUUUUCCCAGUUCACCUCUUUCCUCUCACUUAUCGAGCCUGCACUCGCCCGGAUCAAUGUUAAGUUUCUACGCUUAGAUGGAUCCAUGGCGCAAAAGUCCCGGGCUGCUGUGCUUAAUGAGUUCACGGAAAGGAAGGGAUUCACUAUCCUCUUACUGAGCUUGCGCGCUGGCGGUGUAGGACUCAAUCUGACAAGUGCUGGGCGAGUCUUCAUGAUGGACCCGUGGUGGAGUUACGCAGUGGAGGCACAAGCUAUCGAUCGAGUGCAUCGUAUGGGACAAGAGGCAGAAGUUCAGGUGAAGAGAUUUGUGGUCAAGGAGAGUGUGGAGGAACGGAUGCUAAAGGUGCAGGAGAGGAAGAAGUUUAUCGCAACCUCCCUGGGAAUGAUGAGUGACGAGGAGAAGAAGCUCCAGCGGAUCGAGGACAUUAAGGAGUUGCUGAGUUAA